Pseudomyrmex gracilis is the source of this 3806-nucleotide messenger RNA. Its product is annotated as tetratricopeptide repeat protein 39B-like. Gene Ontology annotation, molecular function: protein binding. The record is from RefSeq and is a predicted model, not a curated record. Bases 909 to 2720 code for a protein of 603 amino acids. Lineage: Eukaryota; Metazoa; Arthropoda; Insecta; Hymenoptera; Formicidae. The transcript is spliced from 11 exons.
UUGUUUUUCUUACAAAUGUGUAAUUUAUUGAGGACCAGGAAUAAUUUUAUAUAUACGCGAACGCGUAUAUACAUAAAAUAUUAGUGAGAAGGCUUUCGCCGCGAGUUUCUUGCUCUCCAGCGCUUGGGGGGCUUCGCAAGCCGCUUAGCAAUGCAAGAAAAUGGAAUCAACGAAUUGGAGUGAAGGAAAUGAUAGAGAGAAAAUUUGAAAGUUGAAAUUUUUAUUAACCGCCUACACACGAACUGUCUUAAUUGCGAUAAAAAAAAAAAGAGAGAAGUUCGAAUCGCAAAAAGAUUCAUUAACGCAUUGCUUAGUUUUUCCGAGUCAUCCUAUAACUCAAAUCAAUUCGCUCGUUGAAGUGGAUUGAUUCCUACGUUGUUAAACAGUUCGUUAAAAUCAAAGUUAAACGUGAAGUAAAAAAUAAAAACGCGCAUAUUGACACUUAUUAUCAAUAAAUUUAUUAGAUAUCUAUUAAAAGAGCAGUUAGAUAUCUAUAUGAGAUCUGCAAGAUAUCUAAUUGCUCUAUUUUGCGUCAUUAUGUUUUAUCAUCGAGCAUAAUCGUCGCAUUAUUACUACGCUUAUGUGCUUUCGGGAAGCAUAAUUACGUUCUCUUCGCUUCUAUAAACAUCGUUAACAGAGACGUUUUAAUUGUUUUAUUUAUCUUUCUGUAUUAAGAACGAAUCUUUUAUCUUCGAUUCGUAUCGUAUCUGCUUAAGCAGACAAAAAGAAAUAAUCUCGAUCUUAUGAUCGAUAAAAUAAGACUAUUAUUCUUCAGCAAGUGCUCGAGAAUUUCGUUAUCUCAAAUUAAUUUUUUAGAUUUCUUAAUUUUUUUUAUUUCUAAACCAACGUUCCGUUUAUUUGUCUGUUUCUGAUAAACAGUUUCUUCUCUUGCAACAUAGAUCGGAAAAAUGUCGGACAUCGAGUGUGACGAUGAUUUUCAAGAUGCUCAGGAAUCAUUGCCGCAGCCUACUUCUAUGGACCUGGAUACGGCGAUAGUAGACGCGAAAAAAGCUAUUCAUUGCUUCUUCAACAACGACUUCGAGCAGGCGAAAAAGAUCCUGGAGCCAUGGGCGAACAGCAGCAUGUAUCACUCGUUGGGAACUAGCGUUUUCGCAUUUAUGGAAGCGGUGCUUACGUUCGAACAAAAACACGUGGAGAAGGCGUCGGAGGCCUUGAAACAGUGUAUGAGCCUGUGCUCCAAGUAUCGAAAGCACACAACCAUAACGCAAAACAUCGGGAAAAUGGUCAAGAAGGUCAACUACGACACUUACACAAACGAAGAGGUGCACGCGGAACUCUGCUACGCCGAAUCGCUUCUCUUGAAAUCGAUGCUCACCUUCGUGGAGGACGAGACUCUGGUCAGCUUCGUCAAGGCGGGACUGAAAAUUCGCACCUGUUUUUUGUUGUACAAGGAGUGUAUGACAAUGUUAAAAACCCGCAAUUGGGGCAACGACAGUCACAAAGUGCAUUUCGAAAGCGGCGUUCGUAUGGGUAUUGGCGCAUUCAAUUUGAUGAUUUCGCUGUUACCAGCUCGUGUUAUUAAACUAUUGGAAUUUAUCGGAUUUUCCGGCGAUAAGGACUACGGCCUAGCGGAAUUAAAGGCGGGUUAUAACGAGAAGAGAGGUCUGCGACAGCUUUUGUGCGUGAUGACGCUGCUGUCGUACAAUUUGAUCGAGACUUUUCUGCUGUCCCACUCGGACGGCGAUCUGGAAUGGUGCGAACAGGUGCUGGAAGAGCAACUGAGUCUCUAUCCGAACGGCGCGUGGUUCCUGUUCUUCAAGGGCCGAUUGGAACUGACGAAGGGCAACUUCGAGAAGAGCGUGGACUGGUACAUCAGAUCGUGGAAGAGUCAGGACGUCUGGCCGCACUUCCAUCAUCUCUGCUACUGGGAACUGAUGUGGUCGCAUUGUAUAAUGCAGCAAUGGAACAAGGCGGUCACGUACGCCUCGAUGCUGUCGGACGAGUCCAACUGGUCGCGUACCACCUACCUCUACCAGGAGGCCGCGAUUCUGCUGAUGCAGAAGUCGUCGUCUUGGAGUCAGGAGAGAGAGCUGAUUGACAACCUGAUGACGCAGGCGCCGACCUACAGACAGCGCAUAGCCGGCAAGUCGCUGCCGAUGGAGAAGUUCGUCGUCAAACGAACGGAACGUUACUUCGCGCAAAAGAAGUAUCUAGUUCUUCCUAUCUUCGAGCUUAUGUACUUGUGGAAUAUGUUUAGGGUAAUAGGCAAGCGGCAGGACUUGAUGAUAAAUAUAUUUAAGAGAAUUGAAGAGGAGGAACGCGAACUCAAAGCGGCCACAAAAACGGAAUAUCAUGCCGACAACGAGGCGCUGCUGUUGCUGUUGAAAGGUGCCUGUCUUCGACAAAUGAAACAUCCUCUGCAGGCCGAAGAGUGCCUGCGACGCGUAUUGCAGUUAGAAAGCUCAGUCAGAGAGGACACGUACUUAUUCCCUUAUGCUACCGUAGAAUUGGCGUUACUGGCACAAGAUCAAAACGACAUCCAGCUGGCUAUAGAUUUCUUGGAAGACGCCAGAAAAAAUUACAAGGGCUAUCUAUUGGAGUCUAGACUACACUUCAGAAUACAUUCGGACUUAAUGACGUUGACCAGCAAGAAGACCAGCAACGGCGCGAAGAAGCGCGAGAACGAUCAACAUUUGAAGAUCACUGCCAACAACAGCGUCAGUAUAACGAAACCGAGCGUCGAGGGAACUAAACUGUAAAAAGAUAAAAUACUCGAUCGGAAUCGAGCGAGUAAAGCAAUAUAGCGAUAAUAUAAAAAUCUUAUCUUAGAAAAAAUUCUUUUGUAUUUAUCUCUUUGGACAACGUACAACGAAAAGUUGUUUUGUCUCCCGCAAGAAUCGGAGAUCGAGAACGAAAAUAAUGAUUCUAAUUAUUGUGUGAGAUAUCAAAAGGCCUUUGUGCAUUUCGAUUUGCAUUGUCCGACUUUACUAUUAACAAAACGCGAUGUGAUUCCUCAUUGGAAUUCUUGAACACCAGAUGAGCACAUUUUGUAAACAUUACUAAAAAAUAUAUAUAUAUAUAUAUUAUAUAUAUAUGCAUACGCGUACAUAUGUAUAUAUAUGUAUAAAAAUUUCUUCCGCAGGAAGAAAUUUAGGACAAGUAAAAGUGAUAUUUUGUGUAGUGAAUUAUAUAUACAUAUAUAUAUAUAUAUAUAAUAUUUAUAUGUAAAUUAUACUGUCUUUCUGCUAGGGGAAAAAGUAAGAUUAUGUGUAUAUAAAAUGUAGCAUAUGCGCGAUUUAUAGACUGCAGAUGUUUAUGCGAGUACAUAAUAUAACAAGAGAUAUGCAAAAAAUAUAUUAUAAUGCUGUAUGUAUAUUCAAGAAAGUAAUUUCAAUUGUGUGCGUUUUACUGCCGAUGAAACAACAAACACCCACAAAACAAAAACAACGAGAACAUCCGUUCGGAAAAGAAAAGUGAGACGUUGAGACGAGUUGUAUAAAAUAUCGGUACUUUAUUUUUUUUUCCCUUUUUUUUUUUUUUUUCAAUCGAUUGCGAUGCGAGAACGCGCAAGAGAUAUGUACAUACAUACAUACACAGACGUCAGGAUUUACAUAGUACACUUACAUCUCUCCGUCUAUGCGCAUUAAAGUAACCAGACGUGUUAAUGUUAGUUGUUACAAAAGUGUCUUGUGUUUUUUUUUCUUUCUGAGCGAUAAAAAAAACUUACAACGUUCGGUCGCGUACAACAGACUUAUUCGCAUUCUUCUUGAGCGGGGUGUGAUCUGAGGUAUAUCAAUGGUGUAUAUUGCGUUAUUAAAAAAAAAAAAAAAAGAAAAAGAAAAAAA